AUGGAAGAAGUUUGCCUUAAUAGUGAACCAGUAUUUGAUGAGAUCGAUGAGUAUGAAGGUGAGGGUGAGGGAGACUGCAGUGCAGUGGAACAUGAUGAUGAUGAUGAAUCUGGUGCGAAACAUUCAGAGAAAGAACCAUCUCAACCUACUGUUGGUUUGGAGUUUGAUUCUUUUGAUGAAGCUUAUGAUUUCGACAACAUCUAUGCUAAGGAACAGGGUUUUGGCAUCAGAGUUAGCAAUUCGUGGUUUAGAUCCAAAAAGAAGAAGCGAUAUAGAGCAAAACUUAGCUGUACUAGUGCAGGCUUUAAGAAAAAGAGCGACGCCAACAAUCCAAGACCAGAAACAAGAACUGGUUGUCCUGCAACGGUUGUCAUUAGGCUUGUCGAUUCUAAAAGGUGGAGAAUAGUUGAAGUUGAGCUUGAACACAAUCACCAGGUAAGUCCACAGAUAAAAAGUUUUUACGAGUCUUAUAAGAAAAUGAUUCUUGCAGCCAGAAUGGCACAACCACCAGCAGAGCCUAUUACUGAAAUACAUACUAUCAAGUUGUAUCGAACAGCUGCCAUGGAUGCUGGGUUUAACGGAUACUCAAAUGUUUCUGAAAGAGAGGGUAUUCAUCUAGCUGCUCACCCUAAACAUUUGGAACUUAAAGAGGGAGAUGCUUAUGCUGUAUAUAAUUGCUUCUGUUGCAUGAAGCUGACUAAACCAAACUUCUUUUACUCGAUGGAUCUUGAUGUAAAUGGUCAUUUGAAGAAUGUCUUUUGGGCGGAUGCUAGGUCCAGGGCUGCUUAUAGAGUUCCAGAGAAGUUGGGGGGAUUGAAAGGAUUUGAAGAAACUAAAAGACAGUUGAAUAAAGCUGUGUAUAACUCCCUGAAGAUAGUUAAGUUUGAAACUUCUUGGGCUGAAAUAAUUAAGCAGCAUGGACUUGGGGAUAACAAAUGGCUCCAAACAUUGUAUGAAGCUAGGAAACUGUGGGUUCCAGAAUUUGUUGAUAAGUAUGAUUUAGCUCUUCAUAGGAAUCACCUGAAAGAAGCCACAGCUAAUAUGCAGUCAAGAAACUCAUGCUUUGAAUUGAAAACAAGAUGUGAUUUUGAGGUGCAGCUCUCUAAAGUGUAUACAAAAGAAAUCUUUAAUAAAUUUCAAUCUGAAGUUAAGGGCAUGUACUCUUGCUUCAACACAAGGCAAGUGAGUGUGAAUGGGCCGAUAAUAACGUACAUUGUUAAGGAAACAGUCGAAAUUGAAGGAAAUGAGAACGACGUUAGGGGUUAUGAGGUUUUGUUCGAGACCAGUCAGAUGGAUAUCCGAUGCAUAUGCAAUUUCAAGUGCAGGCAUGCUGAUCAAGGCUCCAAUGACACUGAUGUGUAUAGCCCAGUUCAUUGGCCAAAUCACUUGCAUGAGUGUGCAGUUCCAGUUGUAGAAGGAGCACAAUCUCAGGAACACUAUAAGAUUGCACUGCAUGAAUUGCAGGAAUUAUUGAACAGAUUUAAUCUUUUAGAGGACAGCUUUCUAUAA
This is a messenger RNA of Durio zibethinus, 1509 nucleotides long. The record is from RefSeq and is a predicted model, not a curated record. NCBI's taxonomy places the organism in Eukaryota, Viridiplantae, Streptophyta, Magnoliopsida, Malvales, Malvaceae.